This is a messenger RNA of Pseudo-nitzschia multistriata, 7292 nucleotides long. The record is from the annotation of a GenBank genome assembly. Lineage: Eukaryota; Bacillariophyta; Bacillariophyceae; Bacillariales; Bacillariaceae.
CUGAGCCCAGACACUGGCGAGGAUUAAUGACGGAAUGAAUCAGAGUUCCUUAUGAAUGAUGACUCGAUUAGUUCUUGAUUGAACAGUAGAAUGCGUCGUUCGCGCAGUUGCACAACCAUGGAAUAUCGAUAUCUGUUGCGCGGUCUGUCAACAAGUAUUCACACUGCAAAUUUGUUCCUCCCACACAAGAAGUCCCACUGCCGGGGAAACUGGUAGGGCAGCUAAUGGUAGCUACAGUAUCUUGCCCGGUGCCGAUUUCAGGAAUAGGAGCAACCACUACUGCAUCACUAAUAAUCGUUGGACACUUGAUAUUUUCUCUUUGAACCUUGCCUUCUUCCGCAAUUUCGCCGAUAGAGAAUUCGUCGCACUGGGUCAAUUCGAAGCAAUCACUGUAAGUGAUUACACACCAUGGAUCCCAUCUCUUUCCACACCAACUGUCAACUUCGAUAAUCGCUGCUACAAGAGGAUCACACGAUUCACCUGGGUUUUCCGCAAAGAAAAGCAUGCAGGGAUUAUCUGGACAAGUAAUAAUGGCUUCUUCAAUUGGAGGCAGCGUGGGCUGAGGUGUAGGAUCCAAAGUGGGCAAAGGUGUUGGCUGAGCAGUCGGCUGAGCAGUCGGCUGAGCAGUCGGCUGAGCAGUCGGCUGAGCAGUCGGCUGAGCAGUCGGCUGAGCAGUCGGCUGAGCAGUCGGCUGAGGUGUUGGAUCUGGGGUGGGUCUCGGAGUAGGGAUUGGCGUAGGCGGGUUGGUUGGCAAAGCAGUGGGCUGUGGAGUGUAUACAAACCGAGUUGGUGGCUCUGUAGGUAAUGCAACAGGUGCGGGUGUAGGUCUUGGAGUCGGCGCAGGUGUGGGCUCAGGGGUAGGCAACGGCGUUGGACGAGGACUAGGUGGGAUUACAGUAUCUUCGAUUGGAGGCAAAGUUGGCUGUGGUGUUGGAUCUGGAGUGGGUCGAGGAGUUGGCAGCGGAGUGGGUCGAUGAGUUGGCUUCUCUGUUGGCUGAGGAGUGUAUACAAAUCGAGUUGGAGAUGGCGUCGAAGCCUCUUCUUGUGGUGCAGGUGUCGGAGGAACAUAUGCAUCUUUCGAUCCUUUGCUGCCUUUGAAUCCUUUCGAUCCUUUCGAUCCUUUGUUGCCUUUGAAUCCUUUCGAUCCUUUGUUGCCUUUGAAUCCCUUCGAUCCUUUCCCUCCCUUCAUUCCGAAGGCGACUGCAGACGCUAUCCCUUUCGAACCUUUGGAGCCAUAAUAGUUGCCUGAGCUUGCCCUCCCGGAGGUAUAAUAGUUACCACCUGAAUUUGCCUGAAAUUCGAGAUGAUUCAUAACAGUUAAGUAAAAUUCAAUACAUAUUAGAGAAUAGCAAGAGAAUAACAAGCACGCCGGACAUUUUGGAGAAAUGCGAACAUUCUAAAUAGACAUUCGUAAAAGAGCAACAUCAACUUACCUUGGCUGUCUUUGUGUAAUAGCUCAUGUGCUGAAUCUUGGAACCUGCGUUCGGGGUCACUUUCACGCUGGUGAUUGUCUUCUUCAGUGUAGUAUGAACAAUAUCUUCAAGUGCAUUGUAGAAACGGCCUAGUGGAAGCCCAACACCCAAGUUUCUAUUCGAUGACGCUACGUCUCCAAAAGUUUCUGGGUAUUGAGACGCGAAGGCUAAAUCAUCCGGGCAACCAUCGCAGGAAAUCAUGGUUUCCACUUGAAGUACCAAGCUGUACUCGCUAUCAAAUGUGUGGGAGAUGGACGAGUCCCCUUCAUUCUCCAAGACGACGUGUUCCUUUAGGCUUUGGUCAACGAUGCUAGUGCCGUACAUCCAGCGCUUAAAUUCGUCGGAGCAGCCACCGGAAGCAUCAUUGUAGGCCUCUAGGAGAGCUGUUUCAAACUCUUUGGCUUGAGUAUCAGUUAACAUAGUUUUCGAUUGUUCUGCAGAAAGCGUGAUCUCCAAGAUGGGUUGGUGGGCGUCUUUGACAGCAAGAUGGCAUGGCUCGCUCAUACUGCUUUCAACGCUCAGAGUAUCAUCGUUUUUCUUUUUGAAAAUGAAGUAUCCGACGACAGCACUACUGGCAGCCAAUACUACGACAAGAAGCAAGGCACCUGAGUAGAAGCACUUCCGUGACCUCUUCUCGGGAGUAGAAUUAUCAUUCAUUCUCAUGGUGAUACUAUGUGAAUUUAUUUCUGGUAUUGUAGGUAUGUCGUGGUCCUAAAAAAUUCAAUGUGGAAGAUUAUGAACCCUCCAUCGUUUUGACCUUUAUCAGUUUCGUUGGAGUUUUGCUGUACGGCAGAUAGUAUUCGUGGCAAAUUGGAAGGAAGAUUAUUUGAAAAUUCAAGCUGUGUUGACACAUUGUGUGUCGUUCAGCAUAACGGCUUCGUCUCUAAGUAAUCAAUUCAAAUUGUUCUUGUAUGGAUCACCCCUUAUCCAAUACACGACGUGUUGCGAGCGCGGCGACUCUUAAACUCAACUCCGAUUAGUCCCGGAGUCUUGAUUUUAUUUCUUGCUUCGCGCCAAAUGUAUUUUGUAUUUUGUGUUUCUUGAAGUUCUAAACUUGGUCAAACUCACAUCGUCAUUCAACUGCUAGACCCGGAAAAACCUUCCUCUAAAAAUUUAAAUUUUAUGUGCGCGCGCAUGAAUAUUGUACAAGAUAUGUUGCUCGUAAUUUGAUUGCUGUUUAUUCGUGUCUUGCACGAGUUUGAAAUUUUUUUGAAACCGGUACGUACCGGUACUAGUACCGUACGUAUCGCAUCGGGACCCAUCGCAUCAUCACACUGUGUGACGUUACGUACGUACGUACAAACGUGCCAAUAGUACAUACGAUACGAUACGUACUGUACAUCCUACCGGUAGUUUUUCAGUUUUUAGAUUUUCAAAUUUACGAAAAACUUGGAAAGUGUGCGUACGAGUUUAAUUGGAGUAAAAUGCGUUAAUCAUAAACCCUACCACGUCCUCCAGGGCAAAAAGGCAUUCUACUCAAACACCAAAAAUAAUUACUAGUAGCAUCCCGAUUCAUUUUGAAGCCCAGUAUUUAGUACUGAUCCUACAAAGAUCUACUAGUAUUUGGUCACUCUUUCAACCCCAAACAGUUCAAUAAGCUAACCACAACAGCUCUGGAAAGGCCUCUAAUGAGAUCCCCUUUGGGGAUAUGCUCAGUCCUCAUAGCUAGUGUUAAGACGAUUGGUGAUGUGUGUCAUUUUUGGGAGUGACUAUCUACUAGUAGUAAUAGCAGUGAUGGAAAUCAAAUGGUGCAUCACCUUUGAACUGUAUGCAUUGUUCAUCUUGUUGGUAAAGUUAGGUGAAGUUGAUGAUUGUGGAACACAAUGUCGAUGAAUGAUACCUUUGGGUGAAAAGGAUGGCAUCGGCACCAGUUGAUGCCCUUCUUGUAGGCAUGAUGAAAGGAAGUGGUGUAGUCUUGAGGCUCUUGAGCAAAAAAGACAAUUGGGAAUAAAAGAUGUUUUGAUUUGAAUCAAAAUAUGUUUUAUGAGGUGACUGUUGUGAAUUGAUAAUUUGUUUUGUUUGUAAAAGUGUUGCUGGUUUUCAUGGAAAGCUUCAGUGAGGAAUUGUUGAAGGAGGAGUUUUACGGCAAAGUGUGCUGGUCUCGUAAAGUGAGAUGGUCUCAAUUCUUGAAUGUGGGAAUAAGGGUAAAUGGCCAAUUGUGCAAAUGUGGGAUUCAAUUUUUAAUGUACGUGUGGGAGUUAAAAAUUAUGAUGGGAGUGUUAAUGCUGAAUAAGUUCCGAAAAACAAGAAUGUGUGUCUUGAAUCAAGAUUUUAGAUUUCGAAACAAUGGUAGAAUUUUUUUUGAAAGUUGACCAUGGUGAGUAUGGUGAAACAAUAAAUUACAGUUUUGUUUCAGUGAAUGAAUGUCAAUGUGUCCUUAGUAGUUGUUACUUCUUUGUAUGUGCGAUGACAGUUUGUUGUUCAAUGGCUCAUGGGCAAUUGUAUGAGGUAGAGUCUUGUGAGGAGAGAGUACACCUAAAAAAUCACCAUGGUGGUGGUGAUUUUUAUUGGAAUGGUGUGCCAUAACCUGUGGGAGUGACUAUCUAAUAGUAGUGAUGUCAAUCGAGUGCUACUAGAAGAAGAAAAGUGAGUCGAUGCUCUUAUCAAUGAUCAACAAACUAUGAAAUCUAAAAUUGAUAAGAAUGAAGAUCGAGUGAUGUGUGAAUCAAAUGAGUCAAGUCAGUCAGGUCAGUGAAUCAAACAAAUCAAGUCAAUGUGUUACUAUUUUAAAAUGGUGGUUUAGAUACUAGGAUUGACCUGUACUUGUACUACUACUAGUAGUAGUAAUAGAUAUUACCUCCUCCUGUCACAGUAAAGUAACAUAAAUAUGAAAGAAACAAAAAGUUGCUGGUACUAGAAUGUUGUAGAGACUCUGCUACUUAUCCUUGUUAAUAGCUGUUGCAUGACUCUGAUAAUACCAGUAGGAAUAACACAUUAGAAACUGUUGGGUUUGGUUAGUAGUAGAACUAGGAAAACAAACAUUGAAAUUUGCUGAAAUAUUGAGCUUCUAGCUGUCUCACCACCACCACCACCACCACCAAGAGUAGCAGCAAAGGUGUUGACUUGUCAAGACCUUUAUCAGGAGACCAAGAAAAUAACAUUAUUCCAUCCCAGUGUGGUAUGUAGUACGAGUACUAGUACUAGCAAUGUAAGGCUUUUUGAUAUAACAAGAACUAAUGUAGACCAGAAACACAACAGAAAGGAAACAAAAAGGAAAUGCAUCUCUGGUUUCAGAGCUUGGACGCACAAUAUUGAUUCUAGUUAGUACUAGUGAUAGUUAGUACUAGUGGUACUAGUAGUCAUGGUAGAAUUUUCAUGUUGUUACACUUGUAUGUAUUGUAGCACUACAAAGUAAUACUGGCAAUCAUACUAAUAUCAGUCUUUUUGGUGAAACAGGCCAAAAGGCAGUUUCAGUGGUUUUGAGUAAACAAUGGACGAUCGUUGUCACUGCCAGGUGUUUCGCAUUGAAAAGUUGCAAAAAUAUGACAACUCAACAGGUUUAGAAUACAACUAUUUUAAAUACUAUUAAUAGGAAGUACAGUACGUAGUAGUACAAUCGAAAUGAUUUUUCCGCUUUCGGUUUAUAUUCAUCCGGGCAGCUACUUUUUGUUAUUUUAUCAAAUCCAUUAUUCCAUCGCUAUCCAUGACAGGAAAGAUUCUCAUAGGAUGUGCCUCAGUGUUGAAUACGUGUUUAUGGAGCAAGUCAAUUGGUGUCUCGGGAUCGAAGAGCAAAUACAAAUACUUCAGUGUCUCGGCGAGGAAAAAGCUCUCCAUAGUGUCUCGUGGUUUGAUUUUUAAAUUUUGUACAUCUGACAAUUCACCGUACCCGACUUUGGUUUUGCAAUACCGUUCUAUGGCCUGAAAAACCUCCCAGCCCCACUCUCUAUAGACAGGAUCUCCGGUCAAAUGGUAAAGAACAAAGAAGGAUUCUACAGUUUCGGGCCGCAGCAAGUAGUGGGGUGCGCCUCUUCCGGGUCCGAAGUCGUCUGCAUCCAUGUGAAAUUGAAUAAAUUCUGGACUGAUUCCUGUCGGCAUUCUGGCAUAACUUUGAUAGCACGUGUAUGUCAGAGCCUUUUUUUUUUUUCAAGAGAGAGGAGGAAACAGGAGAUAAUAAAGAUCAUAAGAAACGAAAGUUUGUUUCAACCCAAGAAUCCUCGAUACUGCAUACAAAGAGAAGGACUCGACGGGAAUAGACCGGGCUAGUGUGCCCGAUAUAAAGAGCUAUAUACUCGUCUUACCUUGGCGGUUUUUAAAUCUCGCUGCGCGCGUUUCGAGUCCAGGCCUUGUGGGUCGGUGUAGGCUCCGAGAGCAAGCAGACCACCCAUGAAGCAAACCAAAUGAUCCAUUUUGUGAUCCAUACGUCCGUUAUUUUCAUCGGCAAUGAAAACUAAUUCAGAAGGACGGGAAACCGAAAGAAGCCGGUCGUGCAUGCCUUGAAUAGAUUUGUCGUACAUCUCUCUGUAGAUUGGUUCCGUUUGUCCGCCCUGAAUCCAAAUUUUUAGCAUGUAUUCGUAGAAAGAAUCAGACAUAGCCCCAAAAGUAAUUUUUUGGUUGUAGAUCGUCGCUCCGUCUUUCGUGCCAUGAAUCGACCAAGGAUACAGGCCAUCUUUUACGUUUUCUACUCUAUUCAUCCUUUGAAAGACCUCUUCGCUUUUCAACUUGUAAUCUCGAAUGCCAGAGAAACGUGCCAGGGCACGAUUUUCGAUCUGCAACGUGGUAAACUCGGACAGAAUGACAGCACCUGUCGACAUCCAUCGCGCCUUUUGUGCAUUCCCCGUUCUAAGGUUCACUUGACUAGCCGGUAGUCCAGACUCCGUAUCAAAGGCUUUAAAGAGGCGCGCCCCCAAAUCCUUAGCUUGGUCGAGAAAGACUUCGUCUUGGGACCAAUCGUACGCAGACAAAAGACCUCCGAGGGAUCGAAUUGUAGUCUCAAAUACACUGACUUGAACAUCUUUGUUGUGAGACAAGCUGGUCUUGCACCAGUCUCUCGCACGAUAAAAUUCGUCUGUCAUGUUCAUCAACCAAAGGGUAUCUAAACUAUCCACUAGCGUCGUCCCAAGCCCGCCCCAGCGUAUUUUACCUCUCUCGCUUACGGGUGCUAAUUCGUCCAUACCAAAAGCAUAUUUUUCGUAUCCGCGCCAGGCGUGUUCCAUCGCUUUUUUCACGUGGUAUCGCCGACUUCUAGCCAAAGCAUCGGAUUCGUUCGGAGCGUACGUGUAGGGAGAAUCGCCGUGUUUGUAUUCCUCGAAGCGCUUUCCACCAGGAGCCGUCCACGUUGUAAAAUCGUGAUCCUUUGCAACUUCAUCUCUGGGAUAAUAUGGAAAGCUCCCAGAAGUCCCUUCUUGGACUAAAUGAUCCAUAAACUUCUUUUUCGCCUCCUUCAUGAAAUCGUCGAGAGACUUGGGUGGUAUCUUUUUCGAGUCGUCGGGGUCGUAUUCCAAAAUAUUACGUUUUCUGACAUGUCUCUUCUGUCGCGAAAAGGAACUUCUCCCGGCAUCAGCCGUUGCAUCAGCCGUUGCAUCAGCCUUUGCAUCAGCCUUUGCAUCACCCGUUACAUCAGCCGUAGCAUCAACAGCAACCGUGCUAUCUCCAGUGUGUCCAACAUCUAACAUUACAAAACAUAAAAUGCUACCUCCAAUGAUUCCGAACAAAAACAACACCGCGCCACCUAAGAGCAGAGGACCCCAAUUGCGCUUUCGCCUCCUGGUUCCGCGACGACGGGACAAUCCAUUCGUUGCCAUCUCCUUGCUGAUUUUUCUUGUCUCGAAGCAAAUUAUCUGUAUUGUUUGUGUUUGAAUUGAAUAAAGCGUUUGUUGAGAU